CGCUGUCGGUCGUCGGCUGCAGAAUUAUUCAAACUUUCAUUGGAUCAGCGUAUUCAUUAACACUAUGCGCGUGCUACAAAUUAUAAUUGGACUUUCGUCGCACUUUGACUAGGGGGGAAGUUGAUUUUAUGUUUGUCUUUACACUUUUCCUUUAUGUUGUUUUGGUUACCAACGACAUGUUUCUUUGGAGUUUUUGGCGAAGUCUUCCGCAUUUGUGUUCUCUUUUAUAAAAGUUAAUUAUUGGUCGUGAGCAGUGAGGAAAAAAUGUAUCGAAACACCGAUUGUCUCCUAGGAGGCGCUUUCUGUCGUUGACUGUUCUAAAUACAGAAAUCAGGGAAUCUGGUCUUUUAUUGACUCAGCAGUCUAUUUUCAUCAACGGACCCCACAAGACUUUCUAAAGCUGUGUGUUACAAAUAACAUAAUAAACUUAACCCCGAAAGAACUGUCGAUGGAUAACAGCGAAGAGAAUAAAAGAAGAAAUUUCACUGCGCUUUGAUCAGUAGCUUUUGAUUGGCCGACAUGGCCACUAGACUUCUUAUGUUUUAUUGGGAUAUUUUUUCACCCAUUCUUUGGAUUUUUAUGGUCUUCUUAGACUUGGCAUUCUGUUUCCCUUCAAAUAAUGCAGGACAACAACCAAUUCUUACAGAUCAUACAAUGUGCCGCCAACCUCUUGGAAUGACAUACGACCUUAAUGCUACAAUGGUCAAUUUCACGCUAACUUCGACAGAGGGAAAUGCAUCUGAUGCACGACUUUAUGGUCCGGAGACUUGGGCUGCCGCACAGAUAGGUGACCACACUUAUGUUCAAAUAAAUAUGGCGCAACCAGUUAUGGUUACAGGAAUGUUCAUUCAAGGUGACCCUGAGACUGACCAGUGGGUGACGUCACUCCACGUGACGUACAGCGUUGAUUGUAUAACCUUUUAUCCAGUGUUUGACAUUGGUAUUAAUCAAAAUUUUGCCGGAAAUCUGGAUCCUUACUCGGUGGCUGUGAUAGAGUUCCCUAAUAUUUUUGUCGCCAGAUGCAUGCGAGUAAUCCCGACCGAACGCCAUCGAAAUGCUUCCGCGCUUAGGAUGGAGGUCAUCGGUUGCCAGGCCAGUACCUGUAUUGGGACACAUCCCGUGGAUUGGAACGUAGACGCCGUCAAAGACAAUAUGGAGGUUACAUUUCCGUCUGAGAAAAUCAUAACAGCGCUUACAAUUCAGCCCAAUUUUCCGACCGACAGCAAGUUUGCUGUGUCCUACAGUAGAUCCUGUGCAGAUUAUCAUCACAUUCGGGAAGAUGGUGUUACUAAGGAGUUUACGUCUGUCAGUAAUGAUGCCAUUUUCAUUGACCUGUCUCAAAAGCCCCUCCGUGCCUCAUGUUUACGUAUCACAGCUCUGAACGCAGAUAUCCGUGACGUCACUGACGUUGAAGUUCAAGUCAAUGGGUGCGGAUUUUAUGAAUACGAGGCUCCUUUUGAAAGUUGUGGGAGAAAUCGUUAUCAGAGUGUUCGAAGAGAAAAGAGAGUAAUUGGAGGCUACCAUGCGUCCCCUGGGGAGUGGCCUUGGCUAGUGUCCCUCCACUUCAUGCCGUAUCACGCAUUUACAAACCUUUCUCGCCUCCCGCAUCUCUGUGGGGCUACACUUAUACACCCGCAGUGGGUGCUAUCAGCUGCACAUUGUUUCAGUGAGGAGGUGGGUGAAGGGCUGUCUUUGGCAAGAAACUGGAAGGCCGUGGUUGGGGAACACAACCAGAUGGGAAUAGAUGGUACAGAGCAGAUUUUGAAUGUAGUCAGCAUACACAAACACCGUCAAUUCUUCAUCCAAGCGGAUUACCCGAUUCUUCAGGACAUCGCCCUGCUUAAGCUGGAGAGACCCGCAGUAUUGUCCGAUUAUGUCAACGUUAUAUGUCUGGACGCAGACAAUUCUUUUCCUCCCGGAACUCCGUGUGUGGCUGCAGGAUGGGGGCAAAACAAGCUAGAUCCAGCAAUUAAAGUUGGCACAGGCGUCAAGCUUCCUCUUCAUGCCGAAAUUCCCAUAAUUCAGCCCCAGGAUUGUGAUGACCGCUACAGACGUCUGCCUGCUGAUCACUUUGCCAAGGCCGCCGUGUCCAUACAAGAUUCUGUGCUCUGUGCUGCUACGGAACAGGGCGGAAAGGAUUCAUGUUGGGGAGAUUCGGGUGGUCCUCUUGUGUGUCGCCGAGGUGACCACUGGACACAAGUAGGAAUCGUGUCUAUUGGCUUAAAUUGCGGUGACGUCAACUUCCCGGGAGUAUACAGCAAAGUUUCAUACUACAUCGAUUGGAUAUCCAAAACUAUUCGGGAGUUCUCGGACAACAACAUUCUACCGACUUGGCUGGUCGACCAUCGUAACCACAUGCCUUGAACAAUAUACUGACGAACUAAAGAAAAGAUACAAAAAACUUUGCGAACAUUUUAUGAAUGACACACCUGUUUGAUAUCGAGUUUUAUAUUUAAAAAAAGAUAGUACUCAAUUCUAUUUUUACGAUUAAAUCACGUUUCUGUGACCUCUGCGAAGUUUAUUGUUUCCCUUCUUCAUUCAUGAAAAGAAAGAAGUGAUUGAAUGAGACAUAAACAAAAAUAAGGAGUGUUCGAUUAAGCAGCAAACAUUGACUGUAUACAUGGAAGACACAAAAGGAUCGUGAAUUCCUGGUUUGCUCUGGCUGUGCUGGUCCACAAGAUCCCUCCUGUAUAUUAUUUCCUCUACUGAUAUUUUAUGUCACUUGCUUAAAUUAUGUACACAUUAUAUGGCGGACUAUUUGCGUGUUCUACCUCUGUUUUUAAGAUGGUGUUUAUUCCUUCGAUCUUCCCCUUCCUUGUCUCAUUAAUAAAAUGUGAGUCACAGCGUGCUACGUUCAAGCACUUGAUUGAGGCUUGAACAUUUCAUUGUGAUUUAAUUUUUUUUUACCUCUUUAAUGUGCCUCUAGUCUUUUUUCAUGUGACUUACGUAUAAAAUAUAUAUGUAAAUAUAUUGAAUUAAAUUAUUUUGACUCUCAUUAAAA
Molecule: messenger RNA, 3001 nt
Organism: Saccostrea echinata
Lineage: Eukaryota; Metazoa; Mollusca; Bivalvia; Ostreida; Ostreidae
Exons: 12
Coding region: 520-2364 (614 amino acids)
Biological process (GO): proteolysis
Molecular function (GO): serine-type endopeptidase activity
Source: RefSeq, a predicted model, not a curated record